UAGAUUUAUACUGUGUCUGUAUUUUGAAGUGAAUGAGCCAGACAAUAAAGUGUGUUAGCUUCAAAGUUUUCGCGAUAUCCUCGACCCAAGAUGUUAAAGGUUUUUUGGAUUUGCGUAUUCGUUCAGGUCCUAGCCCGUGUACAGUGUUGCUCGCGACGUCGUAACCCACCACCACGGCCUUGUUCAUGGCGGACGUGCUACCACGAUUGGAGAGACCCCUUCACUCCGGGCGUUCGUCAAGGGCAAUGCGUUUAUCAGUCUCGCUACUCUACGCAUCUUUACAUAACGAAUCACGGCACGGGAUCUUGUCCGGCUUCUUCCUCGUGUGAUUGGAGGUGUCAAAGACGAACCCGAUGUUCAUGUCGCGAGGUUCAAACGUGUAACCGAAAAGUUUGGAGCUCGUGGUCCGGUCAUAUACCUACCGGUCAGUGCGCUCGACAGACUCGACAUCGAGGCUGGAAUGAACUCAACGUAAGAUACAGAGAACAAGAUAACAAUUGCAACGGAAUAAGAAGCAGCUGUGGAAGCACCGAAUAUGACUACAGGACGCUUUGUAGCUGUCCAUACGCCCGGUGCGAGACUCUGCCGUGGACGGCCUGGAGCACAAUUCAAACCAGGCCUGGUCAUUGUAUCACCGUGGCGCGUUACCAACGACAGAGAAAAACCAUCGUUUAUAAAACUCAAGGAAGUAACUGUAAUGGCGUCGGGCCACAAACAUGUCCUGACGACGUCACUCAAGUGCAGGAAAAAGUGGUGUACUGUCAAGCAUUGCCAAUUCCCGCGGCUGGAAGCUGGGACCGAGCUGAAUGUUCACAAGGUCAACAGCGGUGCAAUUCCCUCUGCACUCUGGAAUGCUCCGGACUGAAAGGAUAUAAUAGAAUUGGAAAUAAUCCGACAAGAAAGUGUUUGAGCAGUGGAUCAUGGUCUUCUUCGAAUGCCUAUUGCAAAGACGAAGAAGCACCGGUUAUAACAUGUCCAUCACCAUCAACGUUCGGGACCGAUACAGGCAAGAAAUAUAAAACAGUCAUCAUGCCUCAACUGGUUUCCGCAACGGAUAACAGUGGCAAAGCUCCGACUGUUACAACCAGCAUCGGUAAAACUCAGCAUCAAUUUGCCAUCUCCGCGCAUGCCUACGAAGUUGUUUUCACCGCACGAGAUGAAACAGGAAAUACGAGAACCUGCCCUUGGUAUGUUACUGUUAAAGAUAUGGAGAAACCCAAGGUCCUCGAGUGUCCAAAAGAUAUCACCAUCAUUAGCACGAAAGACAAGGAGAGAGUCAGCUGGGAUGACCCAAAAUUCCAAGAUAAUUACGAUCCCACGCCACGGAUAACCUCUAAUCGAGGGACUGGAACCUUUUUCAGUUUUGGUAAAACGUUGGUUACCUAUAAGGCAACCGAUGAAUCUGGAAAUGAGGCUAUUUGUCAAUUUAAUAUUAUCAUAUCAGUUCUCAAUUGCCCAGUGUUUGUCGCACCAAGAAACGGUGCACAUACCUGUAACAUAAAGGUGGAUGAGAAAUAUGAACAUCAUUUAUACUGCAGCACACAUUGUCAAAAAGGUUACGCAUACAUCUCUAAUGAUGUCUAUGAGAUUUAUCAAUGCACGGCAGGAGUGUGGACUGGAUUUGAUAAUUUCCCGCCAAAAAUGUACAAAUUCGUUGAUACGUCAAUGAGGCCUUGGGUCGAUUGUGCUGGUGAGGACACAGCAGAGGGCGUUAAGAAAGUUAUCAAUGCCUACGUUGGAACUUGCAAUGAGAACAACAAGGAGGCCUUGGAAGCAAUCAAGCGAAGGUUCAUAGCAACCCUAAACGAAUUCAUGCUAUCCAAGUUGAUUUUCUGUGGAAAACAUCAAGCAAACUGCGAUAUCUCGAACGUAAAGGUGUAUUGUGGAAAGAGCAAGCGAAGCGGAGACGUCUCAAAACAGGUCGUCUCCGUUGAGAUUGUGAUUCGUGAUGAAAUGUCCUGGAAAGACGCUGCUAAAGCCUUAAAGCAACACGAGAUGAUGAAGAUGGACCUGGAUGCCACGGAAAUGGUGGCCGACCACAAGAUCGUCUCAAAGAUGGGCAUCGCAGGAAUGCAUUUAGAAGGAUACGAGUCGAAAUUAGCAUGUAAGGCUGGUGAGAUUCUGAAGGUUCGUGAAGGAGAUGGUGACGAGUUGACCAGAUCUUCCUGUGUCAAAUGUCCCGAAGGCACAUUCUUCAAUGACGAAGAGGAGUGUAUCCCGUGUCCCGAGGGGACAUAUCAGGACGAUGAGGGUAAAAUGGCGUGUAUACACUGCCCUGAGGGGACAUGGACACUUGGUAAUCAAGCAACGAACCAAACCGAGUGCAUAGAUGUGUGUGGUCCUGGGGAAUACUCCCAACUCGGCAACGGUUUGGCAACAUGCAUCGCCUGCCCAGCAGGAACAUUCCAGCCAAAUUUUAGACAGUCGAAAUGCUUGAACUGUCCUUCUGGAAAGACCACAUCACUUCGAGGCGCGGCUUCUAAAGACGAUUGCCAAUGAACUAGACGGUUGAUCAAGACAAUUGUCAAGUGGUAAAACUGGAGUAGUCAUAUCAAAUAUUAUCGUAGAAAGCGAAAUAAAGUUUAAGAAUCACUUACAAGUUACAAUCUUUCACUUUCAUCUUGUUUACAAUCGAUGUCGCUAAACGAAACUUUAUUGUUGAUGAUUGCCAUGUUUCUCAUUCC
Molecule: messenger RNA, 2684 nt
Organism: Dendronephthya gigantea
Lineage: Eukaryota; Metazoa; Cnidaria; Anthozoa; Malacalcyonacea; Nephtheidae
Product: sushi, von Willebrand factor type A, EGF and pentraxin domain-containing protein 1-like
Exons: 11
Coding region: 91-2499 (802 amino acids)
Source: RefSeq, a predicted model, not a curated record